Messenger RNA from Peromyscus maniculatus bairdii (prairie deer mouse), 1996 nucleotides. NCBI's taxonomy places the organism in Eukaryota, Metazoa, Chordata, Mammalia, Rodentia, Cricetidae. The record is from RefSeq and is a predicted model, not a curated record.
GGGCGGGGCGGGGGUCCCCACCCCAAGGCUGAGUGACGCCCGCAGUCACUUCACAAGGCAGAAAUUGUUACCCGGGCAAUAAAAGUCAUCGCGGCUCUAGGACCUUGGGAGUGGGCACAUGGGGGCACGGGGGUGCAGGUGCCGAGCACCAUGGGUUAGGCCCGAGAUCGGAGUCCGGCCGCCCCCCGACAGCAGCCGCCUCCUGCUCCCCGCGCGCCCCGGGCGCCACCAUGUCGGGCGACAAGCUCCUGAGUGAACUUGGCUAUAAGCUGGGCCGCACGAUAGGUGAGGGCAGCUACUCCAAGGUGAAGGUGGCCACCUCCAAGAAGUAUAAAGGGACGGUGGCCAUCAAGGUGGUGGACCGUCGGCGAGCGCCUCCGGACUUCGUCAACAAGUUUCUGCCUCGAGAGCUGUCCAUCCUGCGGGGAGUACGGCACCCGCACAUCGUGCACGUCUUCGAGUUCAUCGAGGUGUGCAACGGGAAGCUGUACAUCGUCAUGGAGGCAGCAGCCACCGACCUGCUGCAGGCAGUGCAGCGCAACGGGCGCAUCCCGGGGUCACAGGCGCGCGAACUCUUCUCGCAGAUCGCGGGUGCCGUGCGCUACCUGCACGACCACCACCUGGUGCACCGCGACCUCAAGUGCGAAAACGUGCUGCUGAGCCCUGACGAGCGCCGCGUCAAGCUCACGGAUUUCGGUUUUGGCCGUCAGGCGCACGGCUACCCAGACCUGAGCACCACCUACUGCGGCUCGGCCGCCUAUGCGUCACCUGAGGUGCUCCUGGGCAUCCCCUACGACCCCAAGAAAUACGACGUAUGGAGCCUGGGCGUUGUGCUCUACGUCAUGGUCACCGGGUGCAUGCCCUUCGAUGACUCGGACAUUGCUGGCCUGCCCCGGCGCCAGAAGCGCGGUGUGCUCUACCCCGACGGCCUCGAACUGUCGGAACGAUGCAAGUCCUUGAUCGCCGAGCUGCUACAGUUCAGCCCAUCCGCCCGGCCCUCGGCGGGCCAGGUGGCGCGCAAUGGCUGGCUGCGGGCCGGGGACUCCGGCUAGGAGCCGGGGUUCUCGCUGUUCCCGCCGCACCAGGCCCUGAGCCAGGGCGGCGCACGCGCGACAGGCGAGCUUCGGGAAACCCGCGAAGUCGCCGCGCGCCACUGCGCACGAGCCCUGUCCCUUCCCCUGCCCCCACGGCGGCGGCCCACAGAGGUCGGCUGUUGGAUUCUGGUUCCUCCUGCACAACCCGAUUGCUGGAGGGCGCAUGCGCAUCCUCGAUUUCUGGCGAGAAGGCCCCGGGAGGGGCGCGAAGAAAAGAGAGAGAAGCAUUGCGCCUGCGCGGAAUGAGCUCCUGCUGCGCGAUGGGUGGCCCCGGCGCGGAGAAGCUGCGGGCUGGCGGUGCACUCCAAGUUCCAGCUUAGGCUGGCCUGGAACUUGGACUCUCCUGCCUACGCUUCCUAAGUUUGGGGUGACAGGUGUGCAGCCCAGUUCGGCAUGUCUUGAACCAGGACCUGGGACUCCAAGAGGCUUGAACCACCCUUGCCUUCACCAAAGUGCAAUGUCAAGUAAAAUGAGACGAGAUGUGGAAAUAGUUGCAUGGCCAACCUGGGCUACUAUGUAACCCAAAUAGAACUUGGAGCAAUCCUCCUGCUUCCACCUCUUGGGCAGUGUGAUUACAGGGUCUCAGAAUUCCCCAACAUAAGGAGGCUACCAAUUCCAGCUCAUUUAUUGGAACAUCUAUUCCAGUUUGGUGGCAAACUUCAAAAACAAGAAUUAUCAAAGAUUUAGUCACAAUAAAUACAAGUGCAGCCGCCCCAGCCCCCACGCCCUGCACUACUGUAACUGUUGUACACGAGGAUUUAGAAACCACGUUUUGGCAACAGUCCAAGGUCUUCAGGCUGACAUGACUUGGAACGGUGAGGUCCACCUUUCCCAAACACCGUUCAUUCUGAUACUCACCCUGGUUCUCUGCUUCCAAUUAAAUGUGGUAUGGGGGUAUUACA